This is a messenger RNA of Diorhabda carinulata, 2441 nucleotides long. RefSeq names its product WD repeat-containing protein 46. NCBI's taxonomy places the organism in Eukaryota, Metazoa, Arthropoda, Insecta, Coleoptera, Chrysomelidae. The record is from RefSeq and is a predicted model, not a curated record. The coding region runs from base 159 to 1871 and encodes 570 amino acids. The transcript is spliced from 8 exons. Gene Ontology annotation, molecular function: protein binding. Gene Ontology annotation, biological process: maturation of SSU-rRNA from tricistronic rRNA transcript (SSU-rRNA, 5.8S rRNA, LSU-rRNA). Gene Ontology annotation, cellular component: 90S preribosome; nucleolus; small-subunit processome.
AUUCUUAAAGUUGUGGUGCCUGCUAGGUUGAAGGCCAACAGAAGAAUUAGGUAUUGUAAUGUAGUAGUACUAAAAAAGAAGAGUAGAUUAACAUCAAUUUGAUUUGAUAUAUUACCAACGAGGUGAUAUACAAAUCCAUUUGCUAAACAAAAUAAAAAAUGGGGAAGCCGGCUAUUCGUUAUUUUUCAACCAAAGAUGAAAAUGAAGUAUCACAAGAAACUUCCAAUGAAAAAAUAAAAAUCUACAAUGUAACCAAUAUCAAAAAAACGCCAUGGGGUAGAAGGUUUGCUGAUAGAAAAAUUGAAAAGGCUAAAAAAGUUCUGCAAAAGUCAAACCCCAAUCCAAAAUUUAAGGGUAAAGUAAGACCUUCGAAAAAAUUAAUAAAAAAAUAUAGUAAAGGUCCAAAAGUUAAUGUAGAAGGGGUAAGAACUUCUAUACACAAGAGAAAAAUUUUAACAAAAGAAAAAAAAAUUCAGUUUGCCAUUGAACAAGCUGCUAAAACUGAAGUGUUGCUGACUGAGGACACAGGUUAUCUAGAAGCGGACAGUGGUGAAACAACUACACAGUUUACCCAAAAACAAAUAGUACAAGCAGUAGACAUAGCAUCAGCAGCUAAACAUUUUGAUUUAAGACUAGAUUUUGGUCCUUAUAGAGCAAAAUACACUAAAAAUGGUAGACAUUUACUGAUAGGUGGUAAAAUGGGUCAUGUUGCUGCUUUUGAUUGGGUAACAAAGAAAUUACAUUGUGAAAUGAAUGUUAUGGAAUCAGUACAUGACAUUUCAUGGUUACAUAUAGAAACUAUGUUUGCAGUUGCACAGAAAAAUUGGGUUUAUAUAUAUGAUAAUCAAGGUAUUGAGUUGCACUGCGUCAAAAGACUCAAUAAAGUUUCAAGGAUGGAGUUUUUACCUUAUCACUUUCUAUUGGCAAGCUGUAGUGAUGAGGGCUUUAUGAGCUGGUUAGAUAUUUCCAUAGGGCAAAUCGUGGGUCAAUAUAAUACAGGACUGGGUAGACUUUCCAUUUUGACACAAAAUCCAUGGAAUGCCACUUUGUGUUUAGGUCAUGCAAAGGGAGUAGUGUCAUUUUGGUCUCCAACUUCAAGGGAUCCCUUGGCUAAAAUGCUUUGUCAUAAAGCUCCCAUUAUUGGGUUGCAUAUAGAUCCUUCUGGAAAGUACAUGGCUACAUCGGCAACAGAUAGAGAACUUAAGAUUUGGGAUGUUAGGAAGUUGGAAGGACCUGUUCAACAAUAUAAACUUAUACAAUCUGCCAAUAAUUUAAAUUUUUCUCAAAAGAGAUUAUUAUCCAUAGGUAUGGGAAAUGUGGUAGAAGUCUAUAGGGAUUGUUGUGAAACUCCUGCAAAACGAGCAUAUUUAAGACAUCGAUUUGUAACACCAAUUAGUAACCUUAGUUUUUGUCCAUAUGAAGAUGUAUUAGGUGUUGGUACAGCUAAAGGAUUCACUAGUCUCUUAGUACCCGGUGCAGGCGAAGCAAACUUUGACUCUUUGGAAGCAAAUCCAUUCCAAUCGAAAUCACAAAGAAGAGAAGCUGAAGUGAAAGCACUUUUAGAAAAGAUACAACCUGAAAUGAUAACAUUGGAUCCAACAGUAAUUGCCGGUGUUGAUUUACCGACGAUAAAUAAUGUUUCAGCAUUGAAAGCUCCUAAAAUUAAUUAUAACCCAAGAAAGAAAGCAAAAGGAAAAGGAGGAUCAGUUAAUAUCGCACGAAAUAAGAAAAUACUACAAGAGAAAGCAACAAAAGAUUUUGUUAAAAAUCAGAGAAAACAAUUUAUUUCAGAUGAUUCCGAUAAAGUGGAAUCUGCUUCAAAACCGAUUCAUGUACUUGAUAGAUUUCUACCUAAGGUUAAGAAAAAAUAAUUUUAAAUAUAUUAUUUUUAUUUUAAAUUUGUGUGUUCUUCAAUUUUCCAUUCCUUGUUAUUUUGAAUCGUAUUAGUUAAUUUAGUUUUAUUAACAAUUUUUAUAACCAGAAAUUUAUAAUAUCAAAAUUUUUUAAGUAAGAUAUAAACAUAAAUUGAAUUAAUAUGUUAAGAAGGAAUCGACGGUCAAAAGACCGUACACCCGAAACUGUUGGUGGUGCAAUCGAAUCAAAUACGAAUACCAACCGGGAAAGAAUUCCCCGAAAUUUUUAACUUGAACGUUACCGGGAAUACCAACACUAUUAGGAUGGUGAACGGGACUAACCUCAAUUUGGGACAUUUGGGUGGUGAACCGAUUCUAUUGGCCAGUAGUAAGGGUCGUACCAUUCAUAAUAUACAAGGGCAGAACGUUAUUUUAUAAACUCGUUCGACGCAUUCGAUAGUACUCCAAAACGCUUUGAAAAGUACCGGAAAUAACGUCGACGGCCAGCGAUCGGUUAGUAGUAUUAUUAAUGAACCCAACAUUGUUUUCAGGUAUAUAUUUAAUCCGAUUAUAUAAUAAAUAUAUUUC